Molecule: messenger RNA, 923 nt
Organism: Tribolium madens (black flour beetle)
Lineage: Eukaryota; Metazoa; Arthropoda; Insecta; Coleoptera; Tenebrionidae
Gene: p24-1
Product: transmembrane emp24 domain-containing protein 3
Exons: 3
Coding region: 130-750 (206 amino acids)
Biological process (GO): endoplasmic reticulum to Golgi vesicle-mediated transport; Golgi organization; intracellular protein transport
Cellular component (GO): Golgi apparatus; COPII-coated ER to Golgi transport vesicle; endoplasmic reticulum
Source: RefSeq, a predicted model, not a curated record
GUACUAGUACCUGUCAAAAAUUUUUUUUUGCCACGUUAGGUUAUGUCAGCUCUUGAUAUGUUUAGUGCAAUUAAACCAAACAUUUGAUAAAAAAGUGACGUGUGUGGUGCUUGAAUUACCGGCAAAAUAAUGAAUAGUUACAAUUAUUUAUUUAUUUUAGUGUUAUUAUCAUACACCAGUUAUGCAACCGAAUUAACGUUCGAAUUGCCCGACAGUGCCAAAGAGUGUUUUCACCAAGAAAUCCAUAAGAACACGUCUGUCACUCUUGAAUUUCAGGUUGUGACAGGGGGCCAGUAUGACGUCGAUGUCAGUUUGCAAGACCCUCGGGGGCAAGUCAUCUACAAGCAGAUCAAAAUGCAGUUUGAUUCACACACAUUCACGGCCGAGCAUACCGGCAUAUACGUCGUUUGCUUCAGUAAUGAGUUUUCAACGUUUUCCCAUAAGUUGGUCUACAUGGACUUCCAAGUGGGGGAAGAGAAGCCCCUGCCCGGGCUUGGCGAGCACGUCACUGUCAUGACUCAGAUGGAGUCCUCAGCCCAGGAUAUCCACAAGGCUUUAACCACGAUUCUAGAUUUUCAGACUCACCACAGAUUGAGGGAGGCCCAAGGCAGGAAAAGGGCCGAGGAUCUGAACGAGAGAGUCCUGUGGUGGUCGAUUAUGGAAACUGUUGCUGUUAUUACUAUAGCAGUGGGGCAAGUUUUCGUUUUGAAAAACUUUUUCACCGAGAGAAAGCCCUUCAAUAUUAAGUGAAUCUUUAUUUCUAAAUCAGUUUGAGUGUGUUGUGAGUCAGUUAUGUAUAUAAAAAAUAAAGUCAGGGGUUAGUUCUCGUUUUAUUUUAAUUUUUGAUGAAAUAUUUUUACAUUGUGUUCAAAGUUUGUUAUCAGUUGUAAAAGCAAAUCCAAUAAAUUAAGCCGUAUUUGAUA